AUGGCAACACCAGCGUCGACAGCCUGCACUGUUGCUGGGGCCAUGCGGCCGAUCGAUCGACUUCUCUCUAUUCGGGACGAUUGUGUUCAUUGUAGAGGACAUUCAGUAUUUUGCGAAUGCUAUAUCCGCAUGCUUGUUCAGGUUAGCGAGCAACGGCGGGCCAUGGUACGCAAGUUGAAGAUCGUGUGGCAGAUGCAAGACUUUGAUCACCAAGGCUGGCUGGGCGAUUGGAUGCAGGAGCUUCUGGAUCACGACCACGGCGAAUUUAAGAUUCUUGAAUUUCGUCUGUAUUACCUUACAAAACCUUACAAAGGGGCCAUCCGUUUACGGUACCCCGGUGAGGGGUUCGGAGAACGAAUCAAACUGUGUCAAGGGCCACUGAUGGCCAGAGAAAUCGUCCAAGGCCACCUGAGCAAGCGCCGUGGGAAGCUAGCUGUCGAUGUGUGCGCCCGCCAGUCGAUUCGCCAACAUGUCCGUGAUGUUGUCCAGUCUCGGACGGGGCCGGACAUCAGACUCUUUGACUUCGACCUCGAGCCGCGUCAUACCUGGGAGGCCCCUUGUCGCGACAAUGACGCCGCCACUAAUCUUGCGCAAAGUGUCCAUCGAAAAUGA
This is a messenger RNA of Aspergillus luchuensis, 612 nucleotides long. RefSeq lists its product as uncharacterized. The transcript is spliced from 4 exons. Lineage: Eukaryota; Fungi; Ascomycota; Eurotiomycetes; Eurotiales; Aspergillaceae. Bases 1 to 612 code for a protein of 203 amino acids. The record is from RefSeq and is a predicted model, not a curated record.